Messenger RNA from Mollisia scopiformis, 2382 nucleotides. RefSeq lists its product as uncharacterized. Gene Ontology annotation, molecular function: inositol hexakisphosphate binding. Gene Ontology annotation, cellular component: Golgi apparatus; plasma membrane; cytoplasm. NCBI's taxonomy places the organism in Eukaryota, Fungi, Ascomycota, Leotiomycetes, Helotiales, Mollisiaceae. Gene Ontology annotation, biological process: phosphate ion transport; cellular response to phosphate starvation. The coding region runs from base 415 to 2343 and encodes 642 amino acids. The record is from RefSeq and is a predicted model, not a curated record. The transcript has a single exon.
CUUGACUCGGCUCACCGUACACCAAACGCAGCCCCACGUUUUUUUUUGCAAACCAAGAAAACACUGAACACAACCAUAUCUCUCCUCCUCCCCUCGUUUUCUUCUUCGAAUAUCCUCAAUUGCUUCUUCAAUGCUGGAAACAUCUCCCUACAACUCUGCCGGUAUUGGACGGUAGUACAUUAUUACACUUUUGCUCUUCAUUUGUUAUUGACGUCACUGUCAGCCUCAUCAGCCUUGCUCCAACAUGAAGUUUGCUAAAGAGCUCGAUCAAGAUCUUGUACCAGGUAGCACCCCCUGCAGCGUUUGGAAUCUGCGAAUAAUAAUGCUGAUGUAUAUUCAGAAUGGCGAAUCAAAUAUCUCGACUACAAGGCUGGGAAGAAACGCGUCAAGGCUGUUGCUCGAGCAUUCAAUCGCAUGAAUGCCACACCUCGUACACCUGCACAACCUAAUAUCAAUCCUUUACAACGAAGCACUAGUAUCUAUGGCUCGACGUUACCAGCAACACCACGACCUAAACUUCCUUCCUCCAAAUUACGAUCAGAGGAUGGCCCAGCGACUUCUCUACGAACAUCCCCCGCCCCCUUGGGCGCAGACUCGAGGCCGGAGUCUGAUACCUCGGAGGAAGAACCACCAUACAUCCAUCCCACGAAGACCCCUCCUAUGGCGAUACCUGCGAAGAAUCAACCAUUGGGUCAAGAUAAUGGAAAGUAUGGGAGCUUUAUUCCUACCCCUCCUUCGAAAGUCGCCCGCCCAUUCGAGCUUCCGGGACCUGCCCUUACACCAGAACCUUCUGCACAAAGUCAACCAGAAGGGUUGAGUGCAAUCCCCGACAUAAGACCAAGUGUCAGUAGGCUACCCUCCGGCAGGAGUGCUUCAAUGGCUGUACCACAACAUGCAUACGAGAUUGGACGAACUCUAAGUCCUCGGAGUAGGAAUGGGACGUUCAACAACCUUCGUAAUCGGAUUCAACAGCGUGAGGGUGCACCUUUCAUGCGAAGGAUGUUUUCGGUCGGAACACCUCUUACGCCAUCUGAAUCGCAUAGAUUGGACAUUGACAUGGUGGCUGUGGAUCAACUGAGACAGCGGCAAAAGGAGUUCUUUCAGUGGAUGGACGGAGAGCUGGACAAAGUGGAGACUUUCUACAAGUCCAAGGAAGAUGAGGCUGGAGAGAGAUUGAAGGUUUUGCGAGAACAGCUUCAUGUGAUGCGUAAUAGAAGAAUCGAGGAAGUCGCAGCAGCUCAGCAUGCUAGGAGUGUUCGAAAGGAGGACGAGCGACACCUUUUUCUUCAUGAUGAGCACUCGAACGGGCUUGCGAAGAAAGAUGAUGAUUAUCGUCCUAGUUCUAGAGACCAUUUGACUGCUUGGCUUGAUCCUUUCGAGAGGGCCGUCGGACACGCCAAAGCCAAACUUACCGCGCCUCGCCCUGGCUCAAAUUCCAAGGCAUUGCAGAACAUGAAAGCAUCUCCACAUUUGCAAUCCCAGAUCCAGCAAGCUAGACCUCGACAUGUCGAGGAAGGUCGCGACUAUGUUCGUCGACCUCAUUACAGCGAUGAAAUACCCUACCGGACGGCGAAGAGAAAACUCAAACUUGCUCUUCAAGAGUUCUAUCGAGGGAUGGAGCUACUCAAAUCUUAUGCACUGCUCAAUCGUACUGCCUUUCGGAAAAUCAACAAGAAAUACGACAAGGCAGUUGAUGCUCAUCCUCCUUUGCGGUAUAUGUCGGACAAAGUCAACAAAUCUUGGUUCGUGCAAAGUGAUGUGCUUGAUAGUCAUCUGCAUGCGGUAGAGGAUCUGUACGCUCGAUACUUUGAACGAGGCAACCACAAGAUUGCUGUAGGCAAGCUCAGAACUUCUCUGGGCAGGUCCGCUGAUCAAUCGUUGAACGCAUUUCAAAAUGGAUUAUUGAUUGGUACUGGCGCAGUCUUUGCCAUACAGGGUGUCAUCUAUGGUGCUCAGCUUCUCCAUGAUGACGAUCCUAUAAUUCAAGUCCAGACUGCCUACCUGAUGCAGAUAUAUGCCGGUUAUUUUCUUGCUCUUUAUUUGUUUGCAUGGUUCUGUUUGGACUGCAGCAUCUGGACUCGAAACAAGAUCAACUACCAGUUUGUGUUUGAAUUUGACCCCAGACAUCAACUGGACUGGCGACAGUUGGCUUCUUUUCCAUCUUUUCUGAUCUUAGUCUUAGGUCUUUUUGUUUGGUUGAACUUCUCUCGUUAUGGUGCGCCGGAGAUGUACAUAUAUUAUCCGGUGAUACUGAUUUUUGCUACCGCUGUUUUAAUUUUCCUGCCAGCUCCGAUCUUCUUUCAUAGAAGUAGAGAAUGGUUUGCAUAUGCACAUGUAAGUUAACGAUAAUAAGAGUGUGUAUCUAUACUGACAUUAAUAGUG